UCUUCUUCCCUAGGCAAUCUCCCAAGUAAAAGACUAUACAUACAGAAAAACCCCAAUUCGAAGGAUUUCUAGGGUUUUUUUUUCCACAAGUUCAACAAUCAUCGUACAAAGCAGCUGUAGAUUCAGUACAAAAUAAUGUCUCAGAACGGGAAAUUAAUGCCCAAUUUGGACCAAAACAGUACAAAGCUCCUUAACUUAACGGUUCUUCAGAGAAUCGAUCCAUUUGUUGAAGAAAUCUUGAUUACUGCUGCUCAUGUUACUUUAUAUGAAUUCAAUAUCGAUAAUAGUCAAUGGAGUCGAAAGGAUGUGGAAGGAUCCUUGUUUGUUGUCAAGAGGAGUGCUCAACCUCGGUUUCAGUUCAUUGUUAUGAACCGCAGAAAUACAGAUAAUUUGGUGGAGGAUCUUUUGGGAGAUUUUGAGUUUGAGCUCCAGCUCCCAUAUUUAUUAUAUCGAAAUUCGUCACAAGAAGUAAAUGGGAUAUGGUUCUACAAUUCACGUGAAUGUGAAGAAGUUGCAAACCUCUUUAACAGGAUACUGAGUGCUUAUUCCAAGGUGCCUACCAAGUUCAAAUUACCAUCCAACCAGAGUGAAUUUGAAGAGCUGGAAGCAGUUCCAAGCAUGUCGGUAAUGGAUGGUCCCCUGGAGCCAUCAUCUACUACAUCAAAUACUGCAGAUGUCCCAGAUGAUCGUUCCUUUGUGAAUUUCUUCAGUAAUGCUAUGAGAAUUGGUAGUGGUCCAAAUGCUACAGUUCAGGGACAGUCGUAUGACUCAACUGCAGUAGUCCUACCUUCUCCUCUUCCUCCUCCUGCUGUACCUCCCUCUUCAGCACCUGCACUGUCUCAAUCUCCUCUUUCUACAUCUUCAACUUUGAUGCCUACCGUUGAUGCUCCUGAACCUGAUACCAGUGCCAGAAGGUCUUCAAAUCUUGUGAAGCCAUCAUCAUUCUUUGGUCCUCCUCAUUCCUCUUCUCCGCUGAUACCUCCUGUUUCUUCAUCUGUGCCUACUGCUCCUCCACUUCAUUCCCCUGGGAAUCUUCAACGCCGUUACGGAGCUCCUUUGCUUCAGCCAUUUCCUCCUCCGAAUCCGCCUCCAUCUCUCACUCCUACUUCUGCUCCUAGCCCAAACAAUGGACAUGUUAUUAACAGAGACAAAGUGCGGGAGGCAUUUUUGAUGCUUGUUCAGGAUGACCAAUUCAUUGACAUGGUAUACCGCGCUCUUGUGAACUCUCAUCAUACAUGAUAACUAGAGGAACCACCGCGCUUCACUUGAUGACAUAAAACAGUGUUACUGGCAGAAAUAUGGCUUCUAGUUUAUCUCUAUUGGGUUCCUGCUGUUUAUAGCGUCUUAGAGACCCAACUUGUAUAUAGUAUUAUGGUCUUAGUUUUUACUAGUUUAGAUUUGAUGUUUUACCUU
Messenger RNA from Solanum verrucosum, 1413 nucleotides. Its product is annotated as mRNA-decapping enzyme-like protein. Gene Ontology annotation, biological process: positive regulation of catalytic activity; deadenylation-independent decapping of nuclear-transcribed mRNA; deadenylation-dependent decapping of nuclear-transcribed mRNA. Gene Ontology annotation, cellular component: P-body. NCBI's taxonomy places the organism in Eukaryota, Viridiplantae, Streptophyta, Magnoliopsida, Solanales, Solanaceae. The coding region runs from base 136 to 1239 and encodes 367 amino acids. The transcript is spliced from 8 exons. Gene Ontology annotation, molecular function: mRNA binding; enzyme activator activity. The record is from RefSeq and is a predicted model, not a curated record.